Messenger RNA from Trichoplax adhaerens, 1287 nucleotides. RefSeq lists its product as uncharacterized. The coding region runs from base 1 to 1287 and encodes 428 amino acids. Gene Ontology annotation, molecular function: aspartic-type endopeptidase activity. NCBI's taxonomy places the organism in Eukaryota, Metazoa, Placozoa, Uniplacotomia, Trichoplacea, Trichoplacidae. The transcript has 10 exons. Gene Ontology annotation, biological process: proteolysis. The record is from RefSeq and is a predicted model, not a curated record.
AUGUUUGCCUUCAUACUGAAUAUCUUGUAUUCCAUAAUAUGUAUUUCAACAUUAUCCUUAGCCAGUGGGAAUGGAAUAUAUGAUGGAUCUCUUACCAAUAUUCCUAUCGAGCAUCAUCGGUUAGAAAAUGAUCGGAUUUACCUUGAUAGAGUCAGAGGAUCAGGGCAAGCUGGUUAUUCCAUGUUGAUAUGGUUAGGAACACCACCUCAAAAGCUACGGGUUAUCUUGGACACUGGAAGUAGUUUCUGUGGAAUUAUGGCUGCACCUAGCCCUGUUGUUAAGCAUUACUUUCAUAUGAAUAGAUCAUCAACUCUAGAAGAAACCAAUUUACGAAUCGAUUCCAGCUAUGUUAAAGGCUACUGGAGUGGUCAAUUGGUUAGCGAUAUGCUCCAUUUAGGGAUUGGCUUACAUAAACAAGUACGAAUCCAAUUUGCAGCAAUUACAAAUCAAAAAGAGUUCUUUACCGAAACGACAAGAUUUGACGGAAUAUUAGGCUUAGCCUAUCCAUCCUUAGCAGUGCAAGGAAAUUUCUAUCAAAAACCAGUCUUUAAUGAAAUUGUUCAACAAGCUGGUAUUCGUGAUAUAUUUACUUUAACCUAUUGUGCUAGCAAGAUGAGAAAGGAUCUAUUCGGCAAUCAAUAUAUCACUGGUGGUGGAUUUAUGACUUUAGGCGGAAUCGAUAAUAAUUUACUUGCUGGACCUGUCUUUUAUACACCUAUCGUGGAAAAGUAUUAUUACCAGUUUCAAUUAACAAAUGUAUUAGUUGAUGGGCAAUCCAUUGGAUUUUCACCAUAUGAUUACAUGCAUUAUCCUGCCUUGGUCGAUAGUGGAACAUCUAUACUCCGCUUUCCUCCUUUUAUGUAUAAACGAUUAAUGCCAAUCUUUCUUCGUUCCAUUCAGGAUCGAUCGGUUUUCUCGCAUGGUUUUUUCUAUCGGGGUCAUGCAGUAUGUAUGGAAGAAUCGCAAUUGUUACAACAUCGUUUUCCAACUAUUCGCCUAUCUAUACGAUUGGCAUCCUUCGAGAAAACUAAUUUCAAGACACCACGACAAUUUACAUUAGUUCUUUCGCCUAUGCAAUAUUUCAUCUUAUCUGGAAAAGAACGCCAUGGAAAACCGUGCUAUCAUUUUGGCAUAGCAGGGACUUCUGGUGCAUUUGGUAUCAUCUUGGGAGAUGUUGUUAUGAAAGGAUUCUCUGUCACAUUUGAUCGAGUUAAUUCAAUGCUAGGAUUUGCAGUCUCAAAAUGCGCAGGUCUUAAAUUGCAAACCGCAUAUAGCAAGCAGUUUUAA